This is a messenger RNA of Rhinichthys klamathensis goyatoka, 1552 nucleotides long. RefSeq names its product solute carrier family 25 member 24, like (gene slc25a24l). Gene Ontology annotation, biological process: transmembrane transport. The record is from RefSeq and is a predicted model, not a curated record. The transcript has 10 exons. Bases 185 to 1531 code for a protein of 448 amino acids. Gene Ontology annotation, molecular function: ATP transmembrane transporter activity; calcium ion binding. NCBI's taxonomy places the organism in Eukaryota, Metazoa, Chordata, Actinopteri, Cypriniformes, Leuciscidae.
GCACGACAUUUCCCGGUGAGAGGAGGACAAACCACCCCACUGAACUCCAUCCUCUGGCAAGAGAUAUGACUCAGCGUUAAUGAGCUCAAAAUAUAACAACAGACCACAAAUUAAGUAGUAAGCUUUCUUAAAACUAUUUCUCGCAUGAAUCGUUCUAUUUAAAUAGCUGUUUGUCUUUUACAUCAUGGAUAGCUUCCGCGGUUUGUUUGAUAAACUCGACAGGAAUAAAGACGGUUUUAUAUCUCGUGAGGAGCUGCAGAGUGAAAUGCGAAGGAUAGGUGUGGAACCAGUGUGUGAAAAGGUUCAAGCAAUCUUGUCAAAUUAUGACCAAAACGAGGAUGGACGUCUUAGCUAUCAGGAAUUUCUUAUUUACAUAAUGGACAGAGAGAAGAAAUGGAAAAUAGAUUUCCAUGCCCUUGACAGAAAUAAAUGUGGGGCAAUUGACCUGGAGGAUAUCAUGACUCUGUUUAAGGAAUUAGGUUUGGUCAUAUCAAAACCCAAUGCAAAAAGAAUCAUUCAAAUGAUGGAUGAAGACAACUCUAUGACAGUAGACUGGGAUGAAUUCCUCCAGCAUGUCAUAAUCAACCCAGCAGAAAACAUUGGAGAAUUAGUAUCUUCCUGGAAACAUAACCUGGUGUUUGAUGUAGGAGAGAGUCGCUCUUUGUCUAUUGAGUUAACCCAGGACGGGACUGACCUGUCGAUCUGGGGGAACUUUAUACUGGCCGCAGGCUUGGCAGAUGCAGUGUCCAGAACUGUGACAGCACCAAUCGACCUGUUAAAGACACGACUUCAGGUUUUUGGAUCCAAAGCUGUGUCUCUGGGACUCCGAGAGCUGCAGACUGGAGGUUUUAGAUCCUUGUGGCAAGGAAAUGCUGUGAAUGUUCUUAAAGGAACGCCUCAAUCAACGCUUCAGUGCUUCAUCUAUGCCCAGAUGAGGAUGAGCACUCUGGGCGAGAGGGACAGUCUGUCGGUCCAUCAGAGGUUUGGACUGGGCUGUGUGUCAGGGGCUGUGGCACAUGCUGUGUUCUACCCCUUAGAGGUGCUGAAAGUGAGACUCAAUCUCCAGCCGGCCGGCACCUACAAUGGAGUACUGGGAUGUGCCAAGCUGAUUUACCAGAACGAGUCCGUGGCAGCUUUCUACCGAGGGUUCAAACCCAGCAUACUCUGCAUGAUACCUUAUGCUGGAGUGGAAUGUGCAGUGCAUCAGUCAAUCAUGAGCUGGGCAAGACAGGAUCCAGAGCAAGUCAGUGACUCCAAGCUGUUCCUCUUCAGUUUUGCUGCGUUUGCAUCGGGACAGGCCACCAGUUACCCACUUGCUGUCAUUAGAACACAACAGCAAGCUCAAGCUUUCUGUUCGACCUCGCAGAAGACUGCGGAUGCUCUUCAAGGACUCGUCGGCAUCUAUGAGAAAAAUGGAGUCCGAGGUUUUUAUAACGGAAUGGGUGCUAGCUUUGUGAGAGCUGUUCCCUGUGCUUUGCUGAAUUACACCCUGACCUCAAAAUUCGAGACAUUGCUUUCUUCAUUGUCCUAAUAAUGGUUUUGAGUCAAUGUU